AUGGAAAAAUUGAUUAAAUCUCUCUUUCAAUGCUUCUUUGCACCACGAGUGAGGAAAUCUCAAAUACGAAGGUCUUGUUUUGCCAGUCUUCCUGUUGAUAUAAUUACUGACAUCUUUGUCAGACUUCCCAUCAAAUCUGUUCUCAUUUGUAGAUGUGUUUGCAAGUAUUGGAACACAUUUAUUUCUGAUCCAAAUUUUGCCAAGUUACUCUUUACUUAUACACCUCCUGCUAUCAUGAUCCGACGACGCUGUUAUUCAAGAAUCUUUCAUCUUGUUGAAUAUGACCGAAUUGAAUGGCAUGAAAGGAGAAACAAUCUAUUCUGCCUCAGUUUGUUUGAAGUCCUGGAACCCAAUAAUAGUAGCAGCAUAAAACUUGAUCCUAAAUUUGAGAUUUUUCUCCCUAAUCCCAAAUCAAUUCAGAGUAAAAGAGUUCCUCCUCUUCAUGUGCGUUCUUGUAAUGGUCUUUUUUUCAUGAGUUCUUCAAAGGAAAGUGACUAUUCAUUUGUUUGCAACCCAAUAACAGGUGAGUUCAUAAGACUUCCAAAACAACCUCCAAUCUUGACACCCUGCGAGCAAAUAUCUUGGUAUUUUGGUUUUCACCCAAAAACAAACCAAUACAAGGUCAUGAGAAUCCAUAUCUUUAAACAAGAUCAUCGUAUGGUUGUUGAAAUGCACACAGUUGGAACAUCGACAUGGAUAAAUAUUGAGGUAGAUUAUCCCAAGCAUUUGACAUAUUUGUUCAAACAUCCUACUUAUUUUAAUGGGGCACUUCAUUGGAUUGGUAUAGAUGUUGAUAGAAAUGCCUCUAUAUGGGCUUUCGAUUUUGACACAGAACAGUUCCAAUUCUUCUCUAACACGCCCAAGGGUCAAAGUAAAGGCACCAUAUUAAAAUUCAGGGGUUCUCUUUGCUUCGUGGAUUUUAAUGAGCUGCUUAUCUCAAUGUGGAUGAUGAAAGAAUAUGGAGUUGGAGAAUCUUGGACUCCCAUUUUUCUGUAUUCCGUAACUACGUCUCAGUUACCUGGUUGCAUGGCCUAUCUUGAUCGUGAAAAUCAAGAGUUUAUGAUUUUUUCCACUCCGUGGUAUGAUUGCAAGGUUCAUGGCAAGUUUCAAGUGCUUUGCCAUGUUCCUACCCUUAUCCCAUUGAAAAAUAUUAUCAUCGGAGAUAAUGUGAAGAUUCACACUAUAAUGCUUAUGUCUUAUUUUGAUUGCUUAAUUAUUGUUUUUAGCUACUCAAUAGUGUUUGCAAAACUCGUAUGCGGGAACCCGUGGCGAUAUCGGCUGGAGUCUACGGCAGCAUCGGCGGCACGGUUACGUGAGGGGAAGGAAAAGGGUUAUAUUCACGGUGAGGCUCCGACGGCAGGAACAGCGCGGCACGGCACUGCUCCGAGAGGGUGGGACGUCGCUGACCGCGAAAAGACGAUGGCGCUGCUUCGGGAAGAGAACGGUGGUGCUGAGGUUUGGGUUACAUGGUCGCUAGAUGGUUGUCGCCAACUACGAGGAGAGAGGGGACUAUGA
This is a messenger RNA of Arachis stenosperma, 1515 nucleotides long. RefSeq names its product putative F-box protein At1g46984. Lineage: Eukaryota; Viridiplantae; Streptophyta; Magnoliopsida; Fabales; Fabaceae. The transcript is spliced from 4 exons. Gene Ontology annotation, molecular function: protein binding. The record is from RefSeq and is a predicted model, not a curated record. Bases 1 to 1515 code for a protein of 504 amino acids.